CCUAUGGAUGAUUCAUUCCCUGCGUCUCAAGCUUCAGCCUCAAAGAGUGCCGUUCAAGCUCAGCUUGUGGAUUCCUUUGCAGGACGCUUCAUUGGCGCAGCGCCUGUCGAAGAGUUCUUAGACUUUUUCCUCCCCGAGGCAGACGGUUGUCCAACAGUAACAAGGAGGAAUUUCCCCCCGUUGUGAAUCCACGACGCAAGAAUGUGAAACCCAUGCCUGGAAUGUCACCUCAGGGCGUGGACUUUUUUGACAUGGAACCCAAACCGGAGCGGGCCACGUUUGAACAGUUUAUGCAAGUUCUGCAGAAAUUCACGGGCAACUUUGAUGUUGUCAAAACCUCUAGUUGUCCUGACCCCUCUGUUGUCAUUGAUGGCCAUGAAUUCCAACCCGACAUCGCGUUAUAUAAUCGUGGAAGUACUCGAAAUGGAGUGACAGACAUGUCCGCGAUGGAGGCAUGGAUCACCAUCAAGCCUUCAAUGCAACAAGAUCCCUUCGAUGACCCGAUAUAUGACGUCUUGCAGGGAUAUCACAAAUUCGAGCGCUCUGGUGAAGACCACAUCCCAUUGCGAGCGCAGAUGGUGGCAUGCGCCGAUGCCUUUUUCGCCACCCAGUUUCGGCGCUUCGGUUUUUCCAUCCUCGUAUGUGGCUACUUGGCACGCUUUGUGCGCUGGGACCGCGCUGGUGCGAUCGUGUCUCGAAGAUUUGACUACACGGACGAUAGCCUCCCCUUGGCCCAGUUCCUAUGGAGGCUCAACUGUGCGUCGCCGGAGCGACGUGGCGUUGACAUGUCCGUGACGCCCGCUACCCUUGCGGAGAGUGAAGACCGUUUCGUUCGAAACCUGCUGGGCGUGAGGGGAUCUGACCCUCUUUAUUGCUACAUGGUUCCUGGCGAUAAUGCCAGGCAUGACAAAGUCACAGACGCGAAUGGCCCUGGCGUGGGCACUAAUCACGGUUACAUCGGCCCACGUCCCACCCUCCAGCGGCGCAGCCUACUAGACCGAACGCCUCAUGCUAUCCAUGUUUGGGACCCCAGGCAGAUGAAAGUUGUUUUCUUCAAGGAAACUUGGAGAGAAGACCCUGAGUUUACCAGGACCGAAUCAGCCAUAUAUCGGACAAUGCACGACCUCGGUGUUCCGAACAUCCCGCCCUUCGAGCACGGCGGUGACAUGUAUGAUCUCGGGUCAGAAACUGUCACCCAAGCAUUUCAUGAGGCCUGGUGGUGCUGCGACCGCAAGAAAUAUCACCCAUUAAUACUGCAUCGAAUGAUCCUUGGUGAUAUUGGACGUCCCCUGAGCUCGUUCAGGUCGACACAUGAAUUGAUGACAGCAAUCAAGGAUGCUGUAGAAGCCCAUAAAGUUCUCUACGUAUAUGGUGACAUUCUUCAUCGAAACAUCACCACGGAGAACAUUCGCAUCACCAGUGAUGGCCGCGGCUUUCUCAUGGGUUGGGAGUUCUGCUUUUGCACAAGCCAACAAUAUUCAUGGCCAUUAUUGGACCAGACGGGAACCCAACGUUUCAUGGCCGCUGCGCUUCUGGACAAAGAGACCAAAUCCAAACCUCAUCGGUUGGAAGAUGACAUGGAAUCCUUCCUGCACGUUCUGAUGUAUACUCUCGUCCGAUACCUCCCCAGCGAUAUGGACCUUGUGGAGAGGAUCGACUUCUUCCAGAUAUUUGACGAGAAGGAUGAGAUCGACGGGUUGAGACAGACCGUUGGUCGCAAGCGCAAGCGGGACUGUGUUGCCAACCCCGAUCACUACAUCCCAAAAACCUUUAAGACCCACCCUGUGCUCGACAGACUACUGCGGUGUCUAUUCGACCACAUCAGCGUCCGGUACCAGAUGCGACCCUCUCAGAAGAAGUUGACUGCAUUACUUGACGCUUGGCACUAUUUAUACGAUGACCAGAUUGAAGAAAACGACUUUCGAAGGCAAUUAAUCAACGGAGAUCAUGGCCUAGACGACAUCUACGACUUGCGGAUGGAAAAGCUGACCAGCCACGACUGGAUGCUCGAAGAAUUGGAUUACAUACCUAGGGAGCGCGAACGGUGGCCCGAGGCAGAUGCUGCUGAUCACAACUCAGAUAUACUUAGCAUCGCCUUCUAAUGUGUCGUAAGUCAUAUGGUACAAUGUAAAUAAUGUCAUACAGCGUUUACAUACUUGGAGGUAUGGCGACAUCGUCACAAAGAUGUUAGUGUAAUGAUAAUGAUCAG
Messenger RNA from Suillus paluster, 2209 nucleotides. RefSeq lists its product as uncharacterized. The record is from RefSeq and is a predicted model, not a curated record. The coding region runs from base 213 to 2102 and encodes 629 amino acids. NCBI's taxonomy places the organism in Eukaryota, Fungi, Basidiomycota, Agaricomycetes, Boletales, Suillaceae. The transcript is spliced from 4 exons.